Messenger RNA from Mauremys mutica (yellowpond turtle), 1151 nucleotides. RefSeq names its product tumor protein p53 inducible protein 13 (gene TP53I13). Bases 64 to 1023 code for a protein of 319 amino acids. Gene Ontology annotation, cellular component: cytoplasm. NCBI's taxonomy places the organism in Eukaryota, Metazoa, Chordata, Testudines, Geoemydidae. The transcript has 4 exons. The record is from RefSeq and is a predicted model, not a curated record.
GCCUCGCGCCCGCUCCCAUUGGCUUCGUGGCCGCCAGCGCCCCGCCCUCCCUCCGCUGAGCCAAUGAGCGCGUGCCCAGCUGGCAGCCCCGCGCCCCGCGCUGGCGGCCGGUGGCUGCAGCACCCAGGGGUUGCCGUCCUCUCCUCCGGGCACCGCCAGGCCCGGCUCAUCCUGCUGGCCCAGUACAUCCUGACCCUCCACAGCAGCCUCAUGCAGGAGUGGGCCUUGCUGAAGCGCCCCAGCCCCCGCCGCUCGCUCUCUGGGCGGGGGAGGCCCCGGGCAGCCCGGCGAGCCCCCCAUCCACUAGACAAGGCACUGCCGGUGCCUGAGGGACACCGCCAGCCGCGCGCCAGGAUCAGUGGCAGCAGCAGCAGGAACAGGUCGGGGAGUCGGACACCAGAGCUCCCAGGAGCCAGCCUGGCCCCUGGGCACAGCCAGGCAUGGGGGGGGGCGACCCUUGAGCCCAGAGGUGACCGGGAUCGCCUGGACAUAGCGCCACCCUCUGGCAGCUCCCUGAGCACCUGUGCCACAGCUGGGCAGCGCUCAGCCCCCAUGCUGCCACCAACAGACGCCCUGCCGCAGGCCAGCGCAGCUCUGGGGGGUGUCCGGGGGCCUGGGGCCCUGUCCCCCCCAACGCUCCAGCACACGCCCCAACUGCAGGAGGGCCCUGGGCACCUGGGAUGCUCGUGUCCCAACGCCCAGCGGGGAGCCGUGCCCCAGGGGCAGGCCCCACAGGCUUACGUGCCCACGCCCCGCACAGAGGAAGCGGCCUGGGCCGCCAGCGCCCUGACCUUCCUGCUGGUGGUGCUGACACUCGCCAUCCUGUACACCCGUCUCCACCGCAAGUUCCGCAAGAGCCAGAGCCUGUACUGGGCCCCGAGCGACGCGGGCCAGGAGCCCCUGGCCGCUCUUCUCAAGAGGCGGCUCCUGUCAGCCCACAGCAGGCGCAAGAAGCGGCCGCGGCCGCGGCCCCAGCAGAGACGGCUGCUGCUCCAGGGCCCGUCGAGCGAGAGCUCCGACUAGCAGGCAGCUGGCUCUGAACCCCUGGGGGCAGCACGUGGGCACAGGCCCGGGCGGCCGGGGGCAGCUCACGCUUUCUGCUGAAUAAAGUGGUUGAAGAGCGUGGCUGCGUCUGGCUGCCCCUGCUGGGC